This is a messenger RNA of Priapulus caudatus, 1035 nucleotides long. RefSeq names its product kielin/chordin-like protein. The record is from RefSeq and is a predicted model, not a curated record. The transcript has 6 exons. Bases 1 to 1032 code for a protein of 343 amino acids. NCBI's taxonomy places the organism in Eukaryota, Metazoa, Priapulida, Priapulimorpha, Priapulimorphida, Priapulidae.
AUGGAGGUGAGGGAGAGCAGAGGGUUGGAAAGUGGAAUUGAAGAGAAAGAGGUAGACAUGUUCAACGCUGUCGAUAUUAAGACGGUGCGCGGAGUCAAGAAACUGAGGAAGGGAAUCCUCCCGGACGUGCCUGCCUACCGCUUCCGCCGCGAGGUCCACGGGCUCCAGUUUCCGGCCGACAUCGCCGCCAGGUUGCGCCACGACGUGCGCGGCGCGCUGACGAUGCACUUCGUCGGCAAGCAGAACAAGAGAACAGAUUCGGUGCUGUUCUCCGUUGACGUUCCUGGCGCUUCGUCGCCAUGGCUACGCCUGUCGUCGGACGUCAAGCACAAGCUGCUGCGACUGCAGGCGACGAUCAAAGAUGGCCGCCGCCAGACGCUGACACUUCCGAACGCAUUCGUCGAUCACAAACACUGGCACAAGGUGGCGCUGGCGAUCAACACGACGCACGUGAGAAUGUACAUCGACUGCGUGCAGGAUCAUGUCAGCAAAGAGCUGACCGGCGUCGACUUUGCGUGGCCGGAGAAUGCGAGCGUCAGCAUAUUACAGGAUUCUCACGGAGGCAACAGUUUUAAGGGUUCCAUGCAGGUGGCGACACUGUACCUACGUAAUGUCAAGCAGAAGCCGUGGCUGUGUAAUGAGACAGAGAAACCAGGACAAGACACACCGUCGCGGUCGAAAAACCAAGGUGCUCCACGUGCAAACAACAAUGUCGAGAUGAAGGGACAGAGGGGACCGCAGAAGGCGGCACGGGAUAAGCUGACAGCGGCGGAUAGACAGAAGGCAGCGGAGGUGCCUGCUGGCGUGCUCACCAUGAAGAACUGGAAAGGCCUUAUAGAGAAUGAUUUGAUGGGUAUGCUGGAUCAUUCCCCGAGGAUUGUAGAGUACCAGCAUACAAUGGAAGCGCUGCGGAUAGAGGUGGAGAAACUGAAGACAAAGAACGAGGCUCUGACACGUCGGGUCACCAGCCUGGAGACGUGUGAGUGUCAGCAGAGAGCUGCCAGCCCGUGCCUGUCGCAGCCAUGCCUGUAAGUG